GUAGCAGCACCCUUCACUCAUCAUCACUGCUCUCAUCAUCAUGAAGUCCCUCAUCUUGGCAAUUACCGCUCUCUGGAGUGUUGUCUCCGUUGUGGAGGGCAUGAAUGGCUUUCUGGUUCGCUCGAUAGACGCGGGUGUUGCAGCAACAUACAACAAGUUCAAAAUCCGUGGAGUGAAUCAACAUGAUGAAGCACCCUGGGCAUUUGGCGGCCCUCCAGGUGCUCCUGGCCCACCUAAAGGGGCUCCUGGCCCACCCAAAGGGGCUCCUGGCCCAACCAAAGGGUCUCCUAGCUCACCUAAAGGGGCACCAGGAGGAGGGGGAGGUUGCAACAAUGCGGGAUACACCUGUGGUGCUGGCGAAACGUUAGGGUGCAAAGGGAGCACACCGUGGUGCUACGUGAAAGACCCAGUUGCGGUGUGCAAGGCCCAAGGUGGCGCAUACCAGUACACGUAUACCGACCCCAAAGGCAACUUCUGCUGUAACCACUGUGACGGCACCCCAACUUGUCCGUCAGAGUUGCAGCAAGCACAGAAGGAAAAGCAUCCUUGCGGCUAACGUUGAGGGAUGGAUAUGUGGGGUUGGUCGAUGUGUGUGUGGUUUGGUCGAGUACCUGUAUGUAAGGUAGUUUCAACCGAUUUGCCCGUAAAUUCGCUUCUACUCUCCCGGCUCUGCCUC
Pseudocercospora fijiensis CIRAD86 is the source of this 676-nucleotide messenger RNA. RefSeq lists its product as uncharacterized. Bases 41 to 556 code for a protein of 171 amino acids. The record is from RefSeq and is a predicted model, not a curated record. Lineage: Eukaryota; Fungi; Ascomycota; Dothideomycetes; Mycosphaerellales; Mycosphaerellaceae. The transcript is spliced from 3 exons.